AUGACGAGCCAGAGUCUUGCGGAUCAGCUGGCGUCACUCCAGGAGACUGCCGAGAACAACGGCGUUACUGUCGAUGCCGAGGCGGUGACGGCGACGGCCGCCGAGCUGCGGUCUGCUGUUGAUGCGGUGGUGGCGGCGCAGCGCGGCGAUGGCGGCGCAGAUGCAGAGGCAAUGGCAGGGGCAGGGACAGAAGCAGAUUCUGGUGAUGGUGUUCCGCUCAUUGUGGGACGCGCGCUGCGGUUCCCGCUCAAGUUUGAGUCUGCAGCGAGCCACGCCAACUUUGUGGCGCUCGCCGCGGCGCUGACCUUCAAGCCGGAGCACGUGGCUGACGUGGAGGCUGCUUCUGGACGUGAUGCCGAGGACGUUGCAGCUUUUGGGCUCAUGGGCUUGUACCUUACUCGGCCUGAGCUCGACGCCGGCUUUCUGGCGCAGCUCUCGCGGCUCGAUCUCUCGCAAGCGUACGGCAUUCCCGAGUUUGCCGAGACCGCCGUGAGCCCGGGUGUGUACGAGCAGGUCGACGCUCCAACCAAGUUUGCGCUCUGUGCCAUGCAGAAUCUCUGCCGCGAGAUUGGUUCUGCUUGCGAGCGCGCUGGUGUGGCCUCGCUCGGCGAGCUGGUCAUCGGCCACGUUGCGGCAGAUACCGCCGCAGCUGCGGUCGACGGCCUCGCGGCCGCCCUGCCCAGUCGGCUUGUCCGAGAUGACGUGGUAGGAGGGUACGCCAACGUUGCGCUCGCGCGGCGGAUCAUCUUUGCGCUCGCGGCGUUUGGUCACGCGCUGGCCAUUGCGCCGGGCCACGCCGCGCCGGCCUUUGCCGAGCUCGGCGCUGCUUUUGACGGCUACCCUGACGGUGCCGAGCUCGCCGACGCGCUCGGCUUUCCCGACAUGCCACAGCUGGACGGAUACAUUGAUGCGCGGCGUCUUGCGACGCUCCGCAAGCGCGGCAUCGUCACUGGAGCCGGCGAUGAUGAGGCCGCGCUCGCGGCAGGCCUCCUGGGCAUGCACGCGCUGCGCAAAGCGCUCGGCGUUGAGCCGUGGAUAUUUGAGCAUGUUGUCGACCGCAUUCUGUGA
Molecule: messenger RNA, 1068 nt
Organism: Thecamonas trahens ATCC 50062
Lineage: Eukaryota; Apusomonadida; Apusomonadidae
Exons: 1
Coding region: 1-1068 (355 amino acids)
Source: RefSeq, a predicted model, not a curated record